Beauveria bassiana ARSEF 2860 is the source of this 987-nucleotide messenger RNA. RefSeq names its product enoyl-CoA hydratase/isomerase. The transcript is spliced from 2 exons. The record is from RefSeq and is a predicted model, not a curated record. NCBI's taxonomy places the organism in Eukaryota, Fungi, Ascomycota, Sordariomycetes, Hypocreales, Cordycipitaceae. Gene Ontology annotation, biological process: fatty acid beta-oxidation. Gene Ontology annotation, molecular function: enoyl-CoA hydratase activity. Gene Ontology annotation, cellular component: mitochondrion. Bases 1 to 987 code for a protein of 328 amino acids.
AUGGCCCCCCGACUCCCCCGCGCCGUCACCUCCACGGCCACCACCUACCUACUCGUCCGUCCCUCCGUCGGCGCCGGCGCCAGCCGCCACGCCUCGCUGCGCCUCUACUCGGCCCAGACGGAACCCCUCAUCCGCGUCGCCAACGUCCCCGCCGGCGCCACCGGCCACAUCCGCGUCCUCGAGCUGAACCGCGCCUCCGCCCGCAACGCCAUCUCCAAGGGCCUCCUCGCCGCCCUGCGCGCCGAAGUCGACGCCAUUCACGCGCAGUACGGCCCCGGCGGCGAGGAGCUGUCCGUCGCAAGCACGGCUCAAGGCGGCCCGACCCGCGCGCUCGUUAUUGCCAGCGCCGUCGACUCGUGCUUUUGCGCCGGCGCUGACCUCAAGGAGCGGCGCGGCUUCACCCAAGAAGAAACCAACGAGUUUCUCACCAACCUCCGCGCCACGUUCACCUCCCUCGCCGACCUCCCCAUCCCCACCAUCUCCGCCAUCUCUUCCAUCGCCCUCGGCGGCGGCCUCGAGCUCGCACUUUCGACGCACUUUCGCGUACUCUCCUCCAACGCCACCGUCGGCCUGCCCGAGACGCGCCUCGGCAUCAUCCCCGGCGCCGGCGGCACCCACCGCCUGACGGGCCUUGUCGGCCUCAGCCGCGCCCGUGACCUCAUCUUGACCGGCCGCCGCGUCGCCGCCCCCGAAGCCUACUUUCUCGGCAUCGCCGACCGUCUCGUAGAAGUCGUUCCCGAGGACGAGCGCGAUGGCGCAGACAUCUUGCCUGCCGCCCGCAAGAGCGCUCUCAGCGAGGCCGUCCGCCUCGCGCAGGAGAUCUGUGAGGGCGGACCCAUUGCCAUCCGCGCUGCCCUGCAGGCUGUGGCCUGGGCGCGGCCCGAUAAGGAGAAUGAAAUGUACGAGCGUGUCGUGGCUACCGAGGACCGUAACGAGGCUCUGAAGGCUUUCAAGGAGAAGCGCAAGCCUGUCUUCAAGGGACGGUAG